Messenger RNA from Talaromyces proteolyticus, 1500 nucleotides. RefSeq names its product major facilitator superfamily domain-containing protein. Bases 1 to 1500 code for a protein of 499 amino acids. Gene Ontology annotation, molecular function: transmembrane transporter activity. Gene Ontology annotation, biological process: transmembrane transport. The record is from RefSeq and is a predicted model, not a curated record. NCBI's taxonomy places the organism in Eukaryota, Fungi, Ascomycota, Eurotiomycetes, Eurotiales, Trichocomaceae. The transcript has a single exon.
AUGUCUACAGAGAAGAACAUCAAUAAUGCAUGUAGGGUCGUGACUUGGGACGAACCUACAGACGCAAGAAAUCCGAAGCACUGGUCGAUGGCUCGCAAAUGGGCUGCAACAACUAUCGUCUCCGCCUUUGCCUUCAUCUCUCCUGUCGCUUCGUCCAUGGUUGCACCUGCCCUGGAGGAUAUUGGCAGAGAUCUCAAUGUGCAUGACUCUGCUCUCAAGGCCCUUAUUUUGUCCAUCUUCCUCCUCGCCUAUGCUCUCGGUCCACUCGUUGUAGGCCCGCUCUCCGAGCUGUACGGCCGUGUCCCAGUUUUACAACUCUCGAAUCUGUUCUUUCUCGUUUUCAAUAUCGGCUGCGGCUUCGCCCAUACGGGCCCGCAGAUCAUGAUUUGCCGUUUCUUUGCUGGCCUUGGUGGUUCUGCCCCCUUAAGCAUCGGCGGCGGCGUGUUAUCAGAUUGUUGGCACGCAGAGCAGCGUGGUCGAGCUAUCGCUAUAUACUCCCUCGCUCCUCUACUCGGACCUGCCAUAGGCCCAAUAGCAGGGGCAUUCAUUACCGCAAACACGACUUGGCGCUGGAUAUUCUGGGGCUCGUCUCUCCUCUGCUUAUCAAUUCAGCUCCUCGGCCUUUUUUUCCUGCAAGAGACUUACGCGCCUAAACUCUUGGAGCAAAAAGCUCGUCAGCUGCGCAAACAAACUGGUGACGAUACCUGGUCUGUCGAUGGCCCAAAGGUGACAGCUCUGCACUGGGCAAGGAAUAUCCAAGUCUCGCUUGCGAGGCCAUUCAUUAUGCUCGCUACACAGCCUAUUAUCAUGGUGAUCGCAAUCUACAUGGCUUACUGCUAUGGGCUUACGUACCUCGUACUUUCAUCUUUCCCUAAUCUAUUCAUUGACCUAAAUUACUACAACAUGUCGACUGAGAUGGGCGGCCUUAAUUAUUUUGCAUUAGGCCUGGGAUACGUCAUCGGCGCAGAAAUGACUGCCCGGAUCAACGAUUUCACAUACAAUCGAUUAAAGAAGAGGAACAACAAUGUAGGCUCUCCCGAGUUCCGGGCCCCAGUAAUGAUUCCUUGCUCCAUCCUGUUACCGAUUGGGUUUUUGUGGUACGGAUGGACGGCAGAGACGCACCAGCAUUGGAUUCUCCCAGAUAUUGGCGCGUUCCUCAUAGCCGUGGGUACAGUAUCUGGUAUUCAAACUAUGCAGUCGUACAUUGUGGACGCCUACCCGCGUUACGCUGCAAGCGGUAUGGCUGCUGUUAUGGUUUUGCGUAGUCUAGCAGGAUUUGGAUUUCCGUUGUUUGCGCCAGCAAUGUAUAACAUGUUGGGGUAUGGUUGGGGAAACAGCUUGCUUGCAUUUGUCGCUCUCGCGAUCGGGUUGCCAGCGCCCUUCUUGCUCUGGAGAUAUGGUGAUGCGUUGCGGGCUAGAAGCAAAUUUGCAGCAGGGGAUGCAACGGUUGUAUACUCUAAGCAUGGUAUAGAUUUAGGUGUUAAUAGGGGGCAUCGUUGA